This is a messenger RNA of Camelus dromedarius (Arabian camel), 3008 nucleotides long. It is a transcript of the gene WDR93, whose product is annotated as WD repeat domain 93. Bases 51 to 2141 code for a protein of 696 amino acids. The transcript has 17 exons. Gene Ontology annotation, biological process: electron transport chain. Gene Ontology annotation, molecular function: protein binding. The record is from RefSeq and is a predicted model, not a curated record. Lineage: Eukaryota; Metazoa; Chordata; Mammalia; Artiodactyla; Camelidae.
GGAAGUUGUAGUUACUAAGGCGACGCCAAACUGCUGGCCCAGUUUCAUAGAUGUUCUCAGCGCCACCUUCUGUGAUGACAUCCCCCAAAGGAAAUCGAGCCCAUAAGAUGAAGCUGCCCAUUUUUACCCAAAAGGGGAUGCUGGUAGUGCCAUCCCCAACAGAGAAAGACUGGUCUAAGGAUGAUGAAGACAAUUGCGUCUUCAGUGAUCCAGAGCAAGAGGUGGAUUCCCUACCUCAGCCUUAUCGAAUGAUCAACAAGCUGGUGAACUUUCUGUUUGACCGUUCUUGGGAAAUUAUUGAGGAGAGGGACGUGUUGAGGACAGCUGAGCUCAGCCGGAUCCAGCCUACCAUCUACUCUCCGUUUAUAGAAAGCACGCUCAACAAAAUGCCAAAUUGUAUGGCUGUUUCUCAAGACUAUGUGUUUAUUGGAGGAAUGAAAGGAUUCUCCAUCUAUAAUCUGCACAAUGCUAAAAGAAUAUAUGUUUGGGAGAAACUUAAGGUUGAUGUGACUUCCAUCUGGGCCACAGAUUUGGGGAAUGAAAUACUUAUUGCUCCUGUGGAUGAAAUGGGUAUCGUUAGACUGUUUUAUUUUUAUAAGGAUAGUCUUUUCCUCAUCAAAGCCAUCAAUGAAGUGGAUGAUACCAGCAAGCAAACCACCUGUAUCAAGAUGGAGAUUUCUGAAGGAGGGGACUUCGCAGCCUUCCUUCUACAAGGAGCUGGAGAUAUUUGUCUGGAUGUGUAUAAAUUGCCUAAGGAGUCUUGGCUCAAGGAAGUGGAGUACCCCCAACUCUCUGCAAAUUCAAAGAAAAAAGUCAGACAGCUGCAAAUGAACACUCUUGACCCUGUAAAGACUGAUAGUUUUGAAAUGGAUAUAAACAUUUGUUUUAGAGGAGAUGUUAAACUGAGUCUUCCAGUUCACAUAAUGAAGAUCAAACCACCCAAACCAGUUACAGGUACCACAUUUAAGAGCCCUCUGGAAGUCUUUGCAAAGAUAGAGGACUGCUGCGGGCUGGGCUCCGGGCAGAAUCACUUCAUCAAGGACAGUCAGUGGGAGCAGCAGGUGGCAAUCUUCAACGCCACCUACAAGAAGUACCUGGUUGGGGAGUGGGAGGAGGAGCUGCUCAGUAUGGCUACGUUCCACUUCCUCCUUCCUAGCUUCAUCAUUGCAAUGCCAGCAGAAGUCAAGAACCCACCAGGGGUGGCCUGUGUCCUUGGCGUGCACUGGACUGGAAGUCACAACUUCUUCCUCUAUUCACUUAACCGAACGCUGAAGGAUAAAGUUGACCCCGAGAGCACGUGGCCCUGUGCUGCGCCCAUCACAGUGUCUCAGCUCAGCUGCUGCUGCUCCUACCUGGUGCUGGCCUGCGAGGACGGUGUGCUCACACUGUGGGACCUGGCCCAAGGAUUCUCUCUUGGGGUCAUUGCUCUUCCUGAAAGAUGUCUCUGCCAAAGCAUUCACUUCCUGAAAUACUUCUUAGUCCACAAAGGACAGAACAUGUAUCCCGAGGGGCCGGUGAAAUCCCAGAUGAAGUGUGUGGUGCUGGGCACAGAUGGCUCUCUCUACCUGGUGGCAGCCUCGGGGACCCAAAGACCCACCCUCAGUUUGCUUGUCGAGAGGCCUGUGAAGCACCCAGAGGAAGCCAUCUGUGCAGUGGCCCCAGUCCGAGCCUUACCCGGCAUGGUACUGAUCUUUUCCAGCAAUGGCUCUGUGCACCUCAUGGACGUGGCCACGUCACAGAUUAUCUGUGCCUUUGCUCCGCCCAGAUCCUACCAUCUGGCAGUCCCCUGGAAGCCAGUGUUUGUCGUGUCUUCACACCACCCAUGUUUCCUGCUCCGAGGAGACCAUCCCGAUGAACUCGGAUCCGCCAGCAACGCCGAGGACAUCCCAAAUUCUAUUUUCUAUUUUAAUUUCAAGGCCUGUCCACUCCUAGAAAACAUCACAAGAAAUUGCACCAUUCCUCAAACUGACAUGCUGGAUAACGCGGCUUUCCCCCAGGUGUUGCCUUUGGAGAAAAGAUGCGAGAAUUUCUUCCAGAAGAGGCUUCAGAAGCUGGAGAAGAACAAAGCGAAAGAGCAGGAGCACUGGACCCGGCUUCGGAGGUAUUCCUUGCUUCUCCAAAGAGAGAACUUCAAGAAGUGACUGGGCUGCUGCCCUGGGCUCUCUGAAAAGGUUGGCAGCAGGCAGGAUUUGCCCUGGGAUGCACAUGGUGCGAAGGGCUGCAACUCAGUAGGCCUAAGGGGCCUGGACUUGCAGUCUGGGACCUCUGCAGAGCCAGCAAGGGGAGAGAGCCCUCAGGCAGGCAGAUGUAUCACCCAAAUAAACAGUGACAUUGUUUCCAGACUUCAAAGUUACUACAGUGUGUAACCCUUCUUUCCCACCCAGUCUAGACCCCAGCAGGGCCCAGGCCAUGGUGUCAACCUGAGUCCCAGGCCUUGUGAGGACCACUCGUGUUAUAGGCACAGGAGACACUUUGCUCAAGUGAGCAAGACGCCCAGUCCACCCCAGCUAUUGUGUGGCCCCCUUUUCUCUCCACCCACUUCUUUUCCCUCUCUUUGCUGGCUCAUAAGCUUUAUGGAAUCACUUUGGAGAGGCUGAGGCUCAGAGUGGUUGAGUGACCGCCGGAGGUCACACAGGUAUGAAAGGCAGAAUAGGGGCAGGUGAGGAGGCAGGCAGGAACCAUGCCAUGAUUGCCCCUUGCCUGCUGGCUUGGGAACCCUGGCAGAGUAUUGGGAGCCUGGGGACGCAGGAGGGGGCAGAGAGGUGUCUUUUUCUUCUCUAGAAUCUUCCCUUCUCAGGAAAACUAGGUGGAGGGGUCCCCUGCAGUUCAAGGCCUACUCCUGCCUCUCUGGGGACACCGUGUGGUGCCUUUGAGAACUGCAGGUGGUUAUAGCCUUCCAGUUUUUCCCAUGAUGAACAGCCCAUUAAAGCCAACAGCUUGCAGUGUUUGUGACCACAGCUGUUUUUGUGUCCCCAUCCACCUCCUCCCCUGGGUCACACAUGCUCCUC